AUGUCACAAUACAAGAAUAAUACUCAUCAUCAAGAAGAAGACACUCAACAUCAACAUGAUGAUGAUGAGAUAAGAGGAGAGAUAGCUGUAUUAGAUAAUACCCCAGAGAUAUUUGAUAAUAAUGAUGAAGAAGAUGAAGAAGGGUUAAAGAAAGCAACAGAAUGGAACGUUAAUAGGCAUACAUGCGUGAUGAAUUGA
Messenger RNA from Perkinsus marinus ATCC 50983, 198 nucleotides. RefSeq lists its product as hypothetical. Bases 1 to 198 code for a protein of 65 amino acids. NCBI's taxonomy places the organism in Eukaryota, Perkinsozoa, Perkinsida, Perkinsidae. The record is from RefSeq and is a predicted model, not a curated record. The transcript has 3 exons.